Molecule: messenger RNA, 3180 nt
Organism: Danaus chrysippus (African queen)
Lineage: Eukaryota; Metazoa; Arthropoda; Insecta; Lepidoptera; Nymphalidae
Source: the annotation of a GenBank genome assembly
AUGGCAAACGAUUGCGAAGUUAAGUCGAUUAUGUCCAUAUCAUCUAAAUCGGAAGGAAGCACGGCUCCGCUAUCUCGCAUACGGUGGCGAAAUGCUCCCCUCCACGAGAGAUGCAGCAUGGCUGACAUGGUCAAGAUUAAAGAAGCGUUCCAGGCAGCUUAUAGAAAUAAAAUGCUACCAUCAGAAUUUAGAAAUCUCUUGAGGACAUUGUUGAAUGUUGAAUAUGAUGAUGAUGAAUUCAAUAUACUUUUUAUGAAGAUAAAUACGGCGCGCAACGGAGAAAUCGAUUGGGACGAGCUCGUGUCGCAUCUCCUUCUGGGUUAUUUCGGUAACGACCCUGAGAACCAGAGAGCGUCCCUCCAGCUGCCGAUUAUGGGACUGCCGACUGUCAUGAGGUCGCAGCAUCGGCACCCAAUAUCCAGAAUAUGUUUCUGUCCUGACGACCGUAGCACGGACCCCAUGCAGGGCAACUACAUAACGGCGAGCCGUGACGGAAUGAUCAACUGGUGGUCCCUGGACAUGUCGCUGUUAAGGACUGCCUACUCUUCCAGUCCUUACCUGAAAGUACGCACGACCUGGGUGACGGACAUGGUCUGUAUGCCGGACGUCAACAUUAUCGUGACCAGUUCCACCGAGCGGGACCUGCGCUUCUACGACUGUACGGCGAAGACUUUCACCCUUAAGAUCGUCAUCACGAGCUGGGAGUACAUGAUCUGCUCCAUGUACUACCACUUCUACAAGGACCCGAACGAGAAAUGUAUCCUUAUCUUGGGCGACGUGGGCGGUCACGUGCGCGUGCUCUCCUUCUCUCCUAUAAAGCGCGGUCCGUUCCGUAACCAGCCCGGCCGGGCGCUGCAGCAGCUGCGGCACGUGGACCUCCAGCGACGGCCCCACCUGUUGCCGGAGCUGAGGUUGACGGAGAAGGGUCGUGUACACGGCGAGUGGGUCCGCCAGGUCUCGUUCUAUUCGUCCCUGCACUGCAUCGUCUCGUGUGCAACUUGUCCUGACUCACUCCUCAUGUGUGAUCUCGCGGGCUCCAAGACAUAUAACAUGUUCCACGUCGAGAAGGGCAUUCAGUGUUUCACAUUCGACGAGGAGGCCCACAUCCUGGCGACGGGAGGCCCGGACUGCACGGUCCGCGUGUGGAGCCCCUUCGUGCCGCGCGCCGCGAGCGUCACGCUGACGGGCCACCACGCGGCCGUCACGGCGCUCGUGCUGCAGGUGUCCGCCACCACCAUGCUGUACUCGCUGUCCAGAGACCGCGUCAUCAAGGUCUGGGACGUGCAGGGACAGGUGUGCCUUCAGACAUACAUAGACAUCCCUCCGCAAGUGGGCGAGCGCACGCCCAUCUCCGCCCUAUACAACCCGGUGACUCGCGAGUUCAUAGUGGGAGCCAUAAAGAUCGCCGUGGUGGUGCUGGACGAGCAGCUGAACCCUCUGCACACGGACGGCUUCACUCACUCGCGCGCCGUGUCCAAGAUCCUGUACAACCCGCUGUUCAAGGUGGUCAUCACGUGCGGCCUGGACAGCAUCAUCAUCAACUGGGAUCCGGUCACCGGUAAGAGGAACGCCAUGGUCCGCGAUGCCCACACCCGCCUGCUGCACGGUGAGUCCAUCCCGGUGGAGAUCACGGCCGCCUGCUUCGACCCCGGACACCAGCUGCUGCUCACCGGCGCCAGGAACGGAACACUCAAGGUGUGGAACUUCAACACGGGAGUAUGUUUGAGAAGUAUGGCCAUAGAACACAUGUGCGAGGUCACGAGCUGCUUCUGGGUCGAGGGGAGGAUCCUAGCGGUGGGCUGGAACCGACACGUGAUAGAGUUCGAGGACGCGGGGGGGUCGGGAGGUUCCGGGGGGUCGGGGGCGGUGGAGGGGGGCGGCAAGGCCUGGGAGACCCGGCACAGCGACGACGUGCUGACGGCCGCCGCCCGGCCCCCGCUCACUCUCGCCACCGCCUCCUACAACUCAGAACUCAUUCUGUGGAAACUAGAGACGGGACAGCCUUACAGGCGAUUUUCUUGCACGGAACCGAUGUUGCGCAUCAAAAUGCAAUACAGCAAGCGAGCAGCCUCGCCGCAGACGGCCUCCACGACCUCCACCAGACGGAGCACGUCCACCGUGAGGCGGCCGAGCGUGGGCGGUCAGCGGGAGUCACUCAUCGACUCGUCCGCCGCCAUGCAGAAGGCUCGCGCUCGGCGUGUGUCGACGGUGUCUCUGCCGGCGCGCGCUCAGAAGAUGCGUCAGCUGGCCGUUCACGCCACCAUAUUCCUCAACACGCGACCCUGCCAUAUGCGCGUCGCGUCGCUGAUGGUGGCGCUGGAGAACGGCCAGGUGCAGUGUUGGUCGGACCACCCGGCCGGCGGGCUGCAGGGCUCCUUCCAGGGCAUCCACACGGCGGGCGAUUACGUGUCCGCCUUCGCCACGGACAUCAACAACGACUACCUGUUCACUGGCACCACGGUCGGAUACAUCAAGAUCUGGCUCAUGACCAACUACCUCACCAACGAAGAGGUUCACGUGAACAUGCCGAAGCUGCGGCUGACCUUCCCGUUCCUGUGGCGGGACCGUAUCGAGGGUCGUGCCAAGCGCUGUGUGCGCGACCAGCCGCUGCCCCUGCUGCUGAGCAGCGUGCGCGCCCACCUGCGCUGCAUCACCGCCCUCGCCUACAUCGACGACCUCCGCCUCGUCCUCAGCGGUUCUUCGGAUUACAGCGUGAGAGUGUGGAAGCUGUCCGGGGAGUACCUGCAGACGUUGGGUAGCUUCUUACCGUGGACGUUGGAGGUCACUCGCUUCCCUCCCGAUGUCAAGAAAGUCGCCAGCUUUACAACGUUCAAGGUGUGGCGCAGCGGAUGGGUGUCCCGCUACACGCCGGGCCAGGUGGAGGUGGACGCUCUCCGCGACAUCACCUCGCACGAGCUCGCCACCCGCACGUUCGGCGCGCCGGCCCCCGCGCCCCUGCUGGGUCACCACCUCACCCUCCCCCGCAAACCCGACCCUCAGCCGCCGCCGGUGCUCGACGACUCGCUGCCCACAAUCCCUCUGUACACUCACCUCCGCAUGUCAUCGACGCAGCCCGUCCGCCGCAUGCCGACCCCGCCCCUGGCGCGCGCCACCCGCCUGCGCCGCGCCGCCGCCGCACGUGCUCCAAAGACUCACUUCCAGCAUGGCGACAAACGAUGA